GCCGUAUGUAAGAUAUCUAUAAACGGUAAUAAAAUAAACUAUGAAACAAAAUAAUAUUAAUGAAUCGAUGAGGGGAAAGAGACUGGUGCACACCCUGCCUAUUUAGGCAAUCAAGAACAUCCUCAAGUAUCACAAACUUAAACCCAUUUAGUGAAAUUUUAAAUUUACCACAUUCAAAUUACCUGUUACUGAUACAUCAUCACAUAGUAAGUAAGCACAAUAUGCAGAGUAGAUCCAACCUCAUUAAAAGUAUAAGGAGGUCUGGAGAUUCAGGUCGUGGAAGUUCUAGAUCCAGUGGAGAUAGAGGAAGUGGAAGAGGAAGUGGUUCUAGUAGAGGAGGAAGUAUCAGAGGAGGAAGCAUAAGAGGUGGAAGUAUUCGAGGUGGCAGUGUAGGAGGUGACCGUGGAGGUAGUUCACGAGGAGGAGAUGAUAGGUCGUCAAGGUUUAGAGAUGAUCAAUAUUCCAGAUCUAGAGAGAAUGAAAGACCCUCAAGAGGUCGUGAAGAACGUAACCCAUGGCCAUCUGAUUCAAAUAAUCAUAGUGGUGCUGCUGGAAGUUUGAAAGUUCAUCCAGAUAGAUUAAAACAAGUACCCGCACAUGAGCAAAAUGGUAGAAGAGAUGAUAGUAAUCGAGGUUUUGGAAAUAAAAGAGGAGAUGUUAGAGAAAGAAAUAAUGAUUAUAAUCAAGCAAGUGAUUACAGAAAAAAUGGGGAUGAUAGAAGAGUUCCAACCGCCAGAACUGGAGGAUUUGAAAAAGCAACUGAAUCAAGAAAUGGUAGAUGGACUAAAAUUACUAAGAAUCCAGCCACAAGUUUUUCAAAAGUUCAAGAUUUUCUUACUGAUAUUGAUAGUAUUUCUAAUGUAGAUGCUGUUGAAGUUUUAAAGAGUCGACUUAGUAAAGUUGAAAGUUAUCCAACAUUAGAUCAAAUUAAAAUUAUUGAUUCAGGUUGGGGAGUUAAAACUAAAGGAUUUGAAGAAGUUAGUGCUCAAAGAGCUAAAUUAUCUGGUUUAUUCCCCCUUCCAGGUUAUCCUCGACCUGUUGAUUAUACAAAAUUAGAAGGAGUAAUUAAUGAUAGAUUAGCCGAAUCAGAUAAUCUUUUACGAGAAACUUCUAAAAUUGAUCCAAUUGAUUCAAAGAAUUCUAAAACUUUAAUCUUUGGAAAUAUUAAUUUUGAUCAAAUUAAUUAUUUAAAACUUGUUGAUAAUUUUAGUAGUAUUUUAAAAAGUAUUGAUAUUGAAGAAUCAUCUACUUUUAAAGUUGAAAAGAAGAAAUUUACUAAAGAUAAUAAUCAUUUAAUUGUGGAAUUUUCUAAUCAUCUUGCUGCCACAAUUAUUUCAUCAUUUAAUGGUUUAGAACUUUCUUUUAAUAAAUUUAAAGAAGAUAGUGAACCAUUUAGAGAUGAUUCAUUAACUUUUACAAUUAGUAUUGAAAGACCCAAAGAAUAUGUGGUUCAAACUUUAUUACCAGCUUAUGAAGAAAUAUCUCUUGAUAAAGAUAUUGAAGAAAUUGUACUUGAUAGUCCAAGAAAAAUUACUAUUAAAGUUAAUACUUCAGCAACUGAAACUCUUAUAAUUCAAGAAUUGAAAAAAAUUGCUCCAAUUAAAGCUUUUCAAUUAUUAAGAGAAAUUGGUACAAAAGAAUCUUUAGGUAUUGGAUUUAUUGAAUUUUAUAUUGAACCAAAAGAAUUUACCACAUUAGAUGAAAUAACUAAUAAAAUUCAAGAAUAUAUUAAUAAAUCUAAAGAAAUUGAAAUUAUUAAUGAUGCAUUUUUUUCAUGUAUUAUACCAUUUGAAACUAGUAUACAAGAUUGUGUUAUUGAAAUGGAUACAUUAACUAAAUUAGCUACUAAUGAAUUAGUUAAAGCUACUCCAAAACUGAGUGUUAUUCAAUUACUUAAUAUGUUUAAUCCAAAAGAUUUAUCUGAUGAUGCAAAAUAUCAAUUCUUUAAACAAGAUAUUUAUCAAGAAGUUAUUAGAUUUGGUGAAGUUAAAUCAAUUAAAUUUCCUAGACCAGCCACUGAUUUUUUGCCUGGUCUUAGUCAAUUUAAAGAACCUGGUUUAGGCAAAAUCUUUAUUGAAUUUGAAGAUGAAUCAGUUGCUUUACAAGCAAUUGUUCAAUUGGCUGGAAGAACUUAUAAUGAUCGUACUGUUCUUGCUGGUUAUUUCAGUUAUGAUGAUUAUCAAAAGGGUAUCAUUUAAUUUAGUAAAAUUAGUAUUUGCUAUUAGUAUUUGCUUAUUAGUAUUUGCUUAUUACUAUUUGCUUAUCACUACUUGCUUAUCAAUACUUGCUUAUCAAUACUUGC
Messenger RNA from Scheffersomyces amazonensis, 2302 nucleotides. RefSeq lists its product as uncharacterized. Lineage: Eukaryota; Fungi; Ascomycota; Pichiomycetes; Serinales; Debaryomycetaceae. Gene Ontology annotation, cellular component: U2AF complex; nuclear speck; U2-type prespliceosome. The record is from RefSeq and is a predicted model, not a curated record. Gene Ontology annotation, molecular function: pre-mRNA 3'-splice site binding; poly-pyrimidine tract binding. The transcript is spliced from 3 exons. Bases 222 to 2198 code for a protein of 658 amino acids.